Messenger RNA from Chelonoidis abingdonii (Abingdon island giant tortoise), 4099 nucleotides. NCBI's taxonomy places the organism in Eukaryota, Metazoa, Chordata, Testudines, Testudinidae. The record is from RefSeq and is a predicted model, not a curated record.
CUGCCCCACAGGGCAGGGCUACAACCCAGGAGUCCUGGCCCCAUGCCCACCCCUCCCCAUUGUGUGCUGGGCAGGGGCGUGGGAGUCACUCAAAGGUUCCCGGUUCGUCCCCUGCAGAGGAAGUGACUGUUGCCGGUCCCGGCCCGGAGCUCAGUCGACCCAGGGCUCAGUCGUGGCGCGAUGGGGAACCUGCAGGGAGUGCUGCACGAGCCCGCGCGCACCUGUGCCUUCAGCCUCUGCUCCCGGCAGAGGGGCUCCGUGCCCGAGGACGGCGCCGGCUGCGCCAAGGCCAGCUCUGUGCCCGUCCGCCCCAUUGAGCCCCCGAGAUACUCGCGGAUCAAGAACUGGGAAGCAGGUACCAUCGCCUACGACACGCUCAGUGCGCAGGCCACGCAGGAGCUGCCCUGCACUGGGAAGCGGUGUCUGGGCUCCCUGAUGUUCCCCAAGCAGAUGGUUUGCCAGGCGGAUGAGGGGCCCCCAGCCAAGGAGGAGCUGCUGCCCCUGGCCCGGGACUUCAUCCACCAGUACUACAGCUCCAUCAAGCGGGCUGACUCCAGGGUCCACAUGCAGCGGGUGCAGGAGGUGGAGCAGGAGAUCGAGGCAACGGGCACCUAUCAGUUGCUGGAGCCUGAGCUGAUCUUUGGGGCCAAGCAAGCCUGGCGCAACGCGGCCCGCUGCCUGGGCCGCAUCCAGUGGAACAAGCUGCAGGUGUUCGACGCCCGCGACUGCGCCAGCGUCCAGGAGAUGUUCGGCUUCCUGUGCACUCACCUCCAGUACGCCACCAACCGAGGCAACCUCCGGUCGGCCAUCACCAUCUUCCCGCAGCGCAUGCCAGGCCGGGGCGACUUCCGCAUCUGGAACAGUCAGCUGAUCCGCUACGCUGGGUACCGGCAGCCAGACGGCUCUGUGCUGGGGGACCCAGCCAAUGUCGACAUCACCGAGGUACGGACUGUCCCCCAGCUCCCCCUGCCUCCCACCCCUCACCGCUACAACCUGCUGCAGGAGGUGGCCCUGCACAUGGGGCUGGACACCGGGAAAACCUCGUCGCUGUGGAAGGACAAAGCCGCUGUGGAGAUCAACAUCGCCGUGCUGCACAGCUUCCAGGUUGCCAAGGUGACAAUCGUGGAUCACCACGUGGCCACGGAGUCCUUCAUCAAGCACAUGGAUAAUGAGCUGCAGAUGCGCGGGGGGUGCCCGGCCGACUGGGUCUGGAUCGUGCCUCCCAUCUCGGGCAGCCUCACGCCCGUGUUCCACCAGGAGAUGGUCAACUAUCUGCUCUCUCCCUGCUUCCGGUACCAGGGAAUGCCACAAUCCCCAGGCUUCAAGAUUUGCCAGGACUGCAUGCCUAAAAGUGACCCUCCCAAACACCUCCUGCUUCAGCUGUCAGGUACCUCCAGCGUCAACGCGGUCAGCCAUGGCAUCAUCACCAACAUUGGCACUGACCGCGGCACUGCCCUUGACGACGCCUGCAGCACCGGAGGUGUCAGCAGCUCAGACUGCUUCUAUGGUGCCAGCUGCGCCUUCGGCACCAACAACGGCACUGGCACCAGCAUCAACACUGGCUGCAGGGGCAGUGGAGGAGGUUCUCAGGAGUACAGAGGCAAGGGCUUCUAUUCCCAGUAUUUCCUAAUACUGAAAGCCGAAGGUGGCCUCAGGCCCGUCCAUGAUCCUGUUGAAUUCCUGCAGGUCCAGAAGAAACUCAAGUUCCGUAUGGUCUUAUUGGCCUCCAUCAUCCGCUCACUGGAUCCAGCAGACUGGUAUGCCACCCUCAACUUGAAGGACGUGUACUUUCAUAUUGCGGUCACCCAGCCCCACAGGAAGUACCUCAGCUUUCUGGUGAACAACACCCACUACCAAAUUACAGUUCUCCUGUUCGGCCUGUCAGCAGCACCUCGAGCCUUCACCAAGUGCGUGGCAGUCGUUGCUGCAUUCCUGUGCAGACACCAGGUACAGGUGUUCCCGUACCUCAACAACUGGCUGAUCAAGGGCCACUCCAGGACCCAAGUGGAAGCUCAAGUCAAAUUCAUCAAGGCCACCUGUGACAGCCUGGGUCUCCUUCUAAACGAAGCAAAAUCGACUCCGUCCCUGGUCCAGAGGAUAGAAUUUAUCGGGGCAAUAUUGGACUUGACCCAGGCCAGGGCAUACCUGCCGCAAGCGAGGUUUCAGGCCCUGACCAAUAUCAUUAGAGGCCUCAGACAGUUUCCCACCACUACAGCAAGAAACUGCCUGAAGCUUCUCAGACACAUGGCUGCCUGUACCAACAUGGAGCAGCAGGGCGCAGAUAAGCGCGUCCGGGUGUGGCAGGAGCAGCAGGGCGCGGAUAAGCGCGUCCGGGUGUGGCAGGAGCAGCAGGGCGCAGAUAGGCGUGUCCGGGUGUGGCAGGAGCAGCAGGGCACGGAUAGGCAUGUCUGGGCGUGGCAGGAGCAGCAGGGCACGGAUAGGCGUGUCGGGGUGUGGCAGGAGCAGCAGGGCGUGGAUAGGCGUGUCCGGGUGCUCUGCAUGGACGAGUACGACAUCGUCAGCCUGGAGCAUGAGACCCUGGUAUUGGUCGUGACCAGCACCUUCGGCAACGGCGACCCGCCAGAGAGUGGGGAGAGCUUUGCCAAGGCGCUGAUGGAGAUGUCCUGCCCCUAUGUCAGCUCCACGCAGCCCGAGCAACAAAAGAGCUACAAGGUGCGGUUCAACAGCGUCUCGCAGAGCGACGGACUUGUGGCCUCGUGGAAGAAGAAGCGGAAGGAGUCGAGCAACACGGACAGUGCCGGGGCCCUGGGCACGCUCCGGUUCUCAGUCUUCGGGCUGGGCUCCCGGGCCUACCCCCACUUCUGUGCCUUCGCCCACGCCGUGGACACGCGGCUGGAGGAGCUGGGAGGCGAGCGCAUCCUGGCCAUGGGGGAGGGUGACGAGCUGUGUGCCCAGGAGGAGGCCUUCCGCACCUGGGCCAAACGCGUCUUUCAGGCCGCCUGCGACACCUUCUGCGUUGGGGACGAUGCCGAGGAGGCCGCCAGGGAGAUUUUCACCACCUGGCGAAACUGGAAGCGCCAGAAAUACCAGCUGAGCAUCCAUGCCAACCCCCCGGACACACUGACAGGUACCUGCCAGCCAGAUGCCCAGCAAUACGAGGAGUGGAAGUGGUUCCGGUGCCCCACGCUGGGCCAGGUGCUGGAGCAGUUCCCCUCGCUGGCGUUGCCCGCCUCCCUGCUGCUCACCCAGCUGCCCCUGCUGCAGCCACGUUACUACUCGGUCAGCUCCGCGCCCAGCGCCCACCCCGGCCAGAUCCACCUCACCGUGGCCGUGCUGGCCUACCGCAGCCAGGACGGCCAGGGGCCCCUGCACUUCGGCGUCUGUUCCACCUGGCUGGCCCAGCUUCAGGAGGGGGACAUGGUGCCCACCUUCAUCAGAGGGGCCCCGUCCUUCCGGCUCCCGCAGGACCCCAGCGCCCCCUGCAUCCUGGUGGGUCCAGGCACCGGCAUCGCCCCCUUCCGGGGGUUCUGGCAGCAGCGGCUGCACGACAUGGAGACAGAAGGCCUCCGAGUGGGCGAGAUGAUCCUGGUGUUUGGCUGCCGCUGUGCCCGCCUUGACCACCUCUACCAGCAGGAGGCGCUGGAGGCCCAGCAGAAAGGGGCGCUGAGCCGGGUGCUGACAGCCUUCUCCAGGGACCCCGACGUCCCCAAGGCCUACGUGCAGGACAUCCUGCGGACGCAGCUGGCAGACGACGUGUACCAGGUGCUGUGCCAGCGCGGAGGCCACCUCUACGUCUGUGGGGACGUCACCAUGGCCACCGGUGUCCUGCAGACGGUGCAGCAGAUCCUGGCCCAGGAGGGAGGCAUGACGCUGGCUGAGGCCGGAGACUUAAUCAGCGAACUCCGGGACCAGAACCGCUACCACGAGGACAUCUUCGGCCUGACAUUCCGCACGCAGGAGGUGGCCUCACGGAUCCGCUCUCAGUCCUUCUCGGCGCAGGCACGGAGCCUGCUGGACUCUGCCCCCUGACUGGCCCCUGGCUCCUCAGCCCAUGGGGGUGGGGGGCAAGGCCCUUUGCCUCAUUGCUGCUGCUUCCCUGCCCUCUGGAGCCCCUCAAUAAAGCAUUUAGUUUUGGUAA